AAUAAUGUGAAAAUGGCUGCGUUGAAAAGGUGAUAAGAAAAACUAAGUUAGUUGAAUUUGUCCUCGAAAAAGUUUAAAUUUUGCUGCAAGAAAUACAAUUUCGGUGAUAUUCUAUUCUGAUGAUAAACCAUGCAGAAUUUUGAUGAUCUUGACAUAGAGGGACGGAAUCCUUCCCUUAUUUCAGAAGAAGAAAGAGAAAAGGAGGAACACGAUCGUAAAAGAUUACUUAGGAGUAGUGUGACUGCCGAGGAUGGAACUCUUCGACCAGUCUAUUCUGAGACAGAAGACGGUGAUAUUUGGUGUCACAUUUGUAAUAUUGCUUUAUUUGGAGCCCAUAAAUUAAUAAAUCACAAUAUUUGCAAUAGACAUAAAAUAAAAUUAGAAGAAUGGCCAUAUCCUGUAUUGUUAUGGUCAAAACGAUCUGACAUUGUAAAGAAAAGUUCAAAAGGUAUAGGAGAAGUGGCACCAGGUGAGCCAAUCCCACCAGGAAUGGAAGAUCAGAUAUCUAAAAGUACAACUAUUCAAAUGAGUCUAGAUCGACAUAGGAGUUCACCUCUUGUUGGUCUAGAAUAUCUUCUUGAAUUGGUAGAUCCAGAAAGUACUGAACCGAGCUAUACAUGUGUUUUGUGUAAUAAACGUGGUGAUCCUCGUACAGUUAUGGCACACAUUACAAGUUAUAAUCAUCGUAUCACAUAUUUAAAUCGACAUUUUCCUACAAUAUCGCGAGCAAUAGCAGAUCUUCCACGCACAGUUAAUUAUAAACGUGGAGCUAAUGAAAUCUCUGUGUUAGUUGCUAAGAAAAUUGAAGAACAUUUUGGCAGAUUACAGCCUCAGUUGGUAGAUAAAAAUCAAUAUGAAAAAAACAAAGUGCAGAUAAUUAAAAGAAUAUAUCAUCAAGAUUAUCAUUUUCGGGAAACAUCAGAACUUACUUUCAUGGAAGUUUAUGAUGUGCGUUGGGUAACAAAUUUUGAAGAAAAAAUAUCUGAAAUGUCAGUAAAAGACCAAGAAGAUAAAGAACAACUAUUGAAAAAAGAAGAUAGAACAGUUGAUAAAUUAUCUAAGGAUUUAACAAAAAGAUCUGAAACAAAAUCAGAUAUUACAAAAUCUGGAUUCAAAAUACGCAUUUUAACAAAGGAAAAAUUAAAUGCUAUAAGAAAGCCUGACAAAUGUGAGAAAUCAAAAGAUAAUUUAGAUUUAGAAGAAGUAAAAUCUCUAUCGUCUUUAUCUAGUAUCUCUAGUAGUCCAUCACCACGACGUUCUAGAUCUCGAUCUUUUGAUCGGGGUCAAAAAAACACAUCCGGAGAUAAUAGAUAUCGUAAUAAUCAGAAGUCAAAUACGAGAGCACGAUCCCGUUCAGGCGAUCGUAGUAGGUGGAUGAAAUAUAAGGAUCAAGUAAAACGCGCUGAAGAAUCAUUGGAAAGACAAUUAAAAUUCCAUGAGAAAAAUCCAGAAAAACAUCCUGCUUAUCCAGAUGAAUGGAAAAAAUUUUGGAAUCGAAGAUACAAAGAAUUGCAAGCAGAUGGAAAGGAUCCCAGUAAACAUGACUUUAAGCCUGAAUGGAUAGAGUAUUGGAACAAAAGAAUGCGUGAAAUACAUUCGGAACAAUUGGAAUUUCGUAAGGAAGAUAUAAAAAAAAAACUCGACCUUAUGGGGGAUAUCCCUUCAUUUGUACUACAUCAACGCAAGGACAAAUCACCAAUUUGUAAAAAAUCCAGCAUAAACCUAAAAACUGAGAGUGACAAUGAGGUUGAAUACGUGGGAACAUUAAAAAGUAUUCCAAAAUCCAACGAUAGGUAUCAUGAUCGCUUUGGUACACGAGAUUGUGAGCGAGAUAGAGAACGAGAUCGAGAGCGAGACAGAGAGCGUGAUCGUGAACGUGAUCGUGAACGAGAUCGUGAAAGAGACAGAGAACGCGAUCGCGAAGCGAGAGAACGAGAAAGAGAGAGAGAACGCGAAAGAGACCGAGAUCGAGAGUACUAUGCAUAUUCACGAGGUGGUCGAAAUAGUUACAAGCCUUAUUAUGUGCCGCUGCCAUCGAUGUCACGUCCAAUUCGGCCAAGAUAUCAUGCAACACCCUAUCCAAUUACUGAUCAUAAUAAAUCUCCAAGUCCACCUAAAGAAGAGAUGAUAGAGGACUUAGAAAUAAUUGGGUUACUAAGAUUGCUUACUGCUUUAGAAGGUCAAUUAGGUUCGUUAGGACCCAAAAUAGUAUCACUACUCUCAAAGGGUUUGGCAACUGAAAAAAUUAAACCAAAUUCAGCGGAAGAAUUACUAUAUGAUGAAGAAGUUAGUGUUCUCUUUGAAACUGUCAAGGAAAAAUUGAAGGGUCAAUUGUUUGCAGGAAUGAUCGAUAAAGUAGCAAUACCUCCAACGAAGAAUGCUAUUCAGAAUAUAGCACGUCUACUUCACAAUGCAACAGAAAAUAAAAAGAAAAUUGAAGAAGAAAAGAGAAGACAAAAGGAGUUAUUGGAAAGAUCUAGAUCUAUGAGUUUUAUGACAAGAUCAUUAUAUUCACGAACAAUUGAAAUAGAGCCAAGUCGAAAGUCUGAACCAGUGAGUGUUCCUGGUGUAGGUACUGUAGAUAAAAUAGCUAUUGCACAGCAAAUUGCAGCAGCAUUAGUAGCUCAAGGUAGGACUAAUGUAUCCCAAGAAGAAUUAGAAACUUUAAUUAAUGCUGUAGUCGGUAUGGCGGAAGCUUCCAAAAAUUGUGAUAAACCAGUUACUACAGCUGAUUUUGUCAAAGGAUUAACGAAUAAUGCUAAUAAAGAUUCUAGUAAUAGUUUUCGAACUAAAACGCCCGAACCAGAAAAAACAAUUGAUCACGUGGCUAAAAUGGAAAGCCUAUCAGAUGUUGAUUUAAAGGCACUUUUACAAAAUUUCAAAGAACUAACUACAGAAGAACAGCAUGGUUUAAUUAGUUUCUUGAAGAAACUAGAGGCAACAGAUUCUACAAGAGUUGAAAAACUUAGAGCUUAUGUAAAUUUAGGAUCUGCUUCAAAUUCGCCUACAUUAAAACCGAUAUCCCCUGUUAAAGAACGUGAAGAAUCAUCCCAUAAUUUUCGAAAAAGUGUCUCUCCAUUUUCAACUCGAAAAGGUAAUCAUAAUCCUUGUGAUGAUGAAAAUAAAUGGAAACCAAAGUUAGAUAUAUUUGCUGAUGAGGAGGAAGAGGAACAAAGAAAAAAAAUUGAUGAUAAGUCUAAAUCAAAACUAGAUCUAUCAGAUGAUGAUGAUGAUUAUACGUUUGAAGAUAUUUACAAAGCUGCGGAUAAAAAUGUUAAUGAAAAUGCAAAGAAAAGAUCAUUUUCAAGAUCGAAAUCGAACUCGCCUAAGUCUUGGUCACGUUCAAGGUCACGUUCUCCUUCUUUCAAAAAAUUAGACUAUUCAAAAUCUAGUGAUCCUAAUGUUAUUUUAAAUGAAACUAAACGAUUAAUUGCCAACAUUAUGGGUGACUUACCUUCAAAAUAUACAUCUAAAUCACAUUUGUCACCACUUUCCGAAACUUCUCAUUUACAGAACCAAGUACACUCAAUUUCUCUUUUACAAUCUGGCUCUGCAUCAUCAAGCAUUCCAAAUAAUUUUAAUCAAAAUUAUGGAUUAAAUUCAUCCCAAACGAAUUCACAGUUGUCUUAUGCAGGGAAUCAAUUUCAAAAUUUUGCACACCAACAGUCACAAUCAUAUAAUAGUAAUUCUGGAUUUUUAAAUAAUGGUUACAAUAAUUUCAAUCAAGGCUUUAAUAGUAUGGGCAAUCAAAAUCAAUAUAGUGGAGUACCAUCUAACCCAUAUCCUCAAUCAACUUAUGGAGGAUCUUUUGGAGGUCCUCAGAGUGUAAGACCUUCAUCAACUUAUUCACAACAAACAUUUGGGAACUAUUCUCAACAACAACAUUUCUAUUAAUAAAAAAUAGUAUAGCUUCAAUGUUUAUCGUAUAAAUAAUAAUUAUGAGCAAAUUGUGAAUAUCGUGAUGUUGUAGGGGCCAUGUGCAUCAAACUAUAAAUUUUAAAAAAAUUUAUUAAAAAUCUACUUUUAUUAGAGGAAUCGUUAUCUGUUUAAUAAAGAUGCAUGAAUAAUGAUUCAUUUCAAAGUUCAUUCGUAAACUCAAUUUUUUCAAACUUUAGUUUAAAUACACAAUCUGUGUAUUUUUUAUACAAAUGUAUAGAUUUUAUGCAAUUAUAGCAUAACAAACUUACGAUCUUUUGU
Ceratosolen solmsi marchali is the source of this 4197-nucleotide messenger RNA. RefSeq lists its product as uncharacterized. The transcript is spliced from 7 exons. Gene Ontology annotation, molecular function: ubiquitin-like protein ligase binding. The record is from RefSeq and is a predicted model, not a curated record. NCBI's taxonomy places the organism in Eukaryota, Metazoa, Arthropoda, Insecta, Hymenoptera, Agaonidae. The coding region runs from base 130 to 3894 and encodes 1254 amino acids.